AUGGCUUCAACCGGGCAGGAUUGCGCAGCAGCCGCAGCCCGCAAAACAGCAACACAACAACACAACUGGAAGCACAGCAACAAACUGAUCUCCACGGCAACCUUAACGCUGCUCAUACUCUUCCUCAGCAGUUGGAUUGCCUAUGCAACGGCAACGGCAACGGCAACAGUUACUGCAACCACAACAACAACAGUCACAACAGCAACGGCAACAUUCACGGAACAGCCGGGAACAGUGACUGUGAGAGGCAACGGCGCUGGCGAGGAUUUGGCAGAGGAUUUCAACAGCAGCAGCGCCUUUUUGGGCGCCAUUGCUGCGGUUGGCUCGUUCAGCAGCAGCCCCAUUGCCAUUGUCAGCCAUCCGGGCAGCACCAGCAGCACUCCAAAUGGCAGCAGCAGCAGCAGCACUUUGGAGUCCAUGUCGGAUACGCCGCGACUGUUGGAUGAAGUGGCGGGGCAAGAGGAAUUCGAGUUGCCAGCACUGCAAUCGGUUAUUGUGAGCAUUAUCCUGUUAAUUGUCAUACUGGGCACGGUGGUGGGCAAUGUGCUGGUCUGCAUUGCCGUGUGCAUGGUACGCAAACUGCGACGACCCUGUAAUUAUCUGCUCGUCUCACUGGCGCUAUCCGAUCUCUGUGUGGCGCUGCUCGUCAUGCCCAUGGCCCUGCUCUAUGAGGUGCUCGAGCGCUGGAGCUUUGGCACACUGCUCUGCGACAUUUGGGUGUCGUUCGAUGUGCUCUGCUGCACCGCAUCCAUACUCAAUCUGUGCGCCAUCUCCGUGGACAGAUAUCUGGCCAUUACCAAGCCACUGGAGUAUGGCGUGAAGCGUACACCGCGUCGCAUGAUGCUCUGUGUGGGAGUUGUGUGGUUGGCGGCCGCUUGCAUCUCGCUGCCGCCGCUCCUGAUACUGGGCAACGAGCACGAGGAUGAGGAUGGUCAGCCCAUAUGCACGGUGUGCCAGAACUUUGCAUAUCAGAUAUAUGCCACGCUGGGCUCCUUCUACAUACCGCUGUCCGUGAUGCUCUUCGUCUACUAUCAGAUCUUUAGGGCCGCCCGUCGCAUUGUCCUGGAGGAGAAGCGCGCCCAGACGCAUCUGCAGCAGGCGCUCAAUGGCACCGGUUCCCCGCAGACCGCCACAGCUCCGACCCUGGGCCACACGGAUCUGGGCAGUGGCAGUGGCAAUGGAGCAGGAGCGGGAGCUGGACAUGGACAUCGCCAUAGCAGCGUGGGCAACACAUCGCUCACCUAUUCCACCUGCGGCGGACUGAGCACCAGCGGGGCAGGUGCUGGCGGCGGUGUCGUGGGCAUUCCACAUGGCCAUCAUGGCAGUGGUUCAACUGGACUGCUUGGUUCGCCGCACCACAAGAAGCUGCGCUUUCAGCUGGCCAAGGAGAAGAAGGCAUCCACCACGCUGGGCAUCAUCAUGUCCGCCUUUACCAUCUGCUGGCUGCCCUUCUUCAUUCUCGCACUGAUCCGACCCUUUGAGACGAUGCAUGUGCCGCCAUCGCUGUCAUCGCUCUUCCUGUGGCUGGGCUAUGCCAACUCUCUGCUGAAUCCCAUCAUCUAUGCGACGCUGAAUCGUGACUUCCGCAAACCCUUCCAGGAGAUACUCUUCUUCCGCUGCUCCAGUCUCAACAGCAUGAUGCGAGAGAACUACUACCAGGAUCAGUAUGGCGAGCCUCCCUCCCAGCGGGUAAUGCUGGGAGACGAACGCCAUGGCGCCCGGGAGAGUUUUCUGUGAGCUCAUUGAGUCAUCAAUGGGAUGACUUCUUGCAUCAUCAUCUGUAUCUGUAUCUGCAUCUGUAUCUGCAUCUGUAUCUGUAUCUGUUGUCCUCUAUUAAUAACUUACACUAUUAAAACACACACAUAGUCAUACCAAUGAGUAUUUUUUGUAUGUAGUAGUGUUGAUAGCGAAUACUGCAAAAUCCAUAAGAUACGAUAUAUGAUAUAUACAUAUAUGUAGACGACUUCUCUAAGUGUAACUAAACGUUGUAACUUUUAAAUGUAGCGCUAAGCAAUGAAGUGGGCUAAGGCUAAGAAUAUCCCACAUAACCACACACACACACACACAUACACACCCACACACACCCACACACACCCAGCUGAAAGACGGUUGUAAUACUGUUAAUCCAAGGACAGGUUUUCACGGUUCCUUUCCGAUCACAAUCACUAUCGAUAUCGAAUCUAUUGAGCCCACUGCGAGCGCAGUUCAUUUGCGAUACUCAAAACUGAGCCAAAAAUUAAAUUAAACAAAUUGAAAUCAAGCAUAUUUAAUAUAUAUUGUGUCACCUAAUUUACAUAUGCAAAUACAUAUACAUAUACAUAUAUGUAAGUAUAUAUAUAUAUAGGUCUUAAAGCAUGACAAAAAGAAGGUCUUCAACCCGUCGAACUGUAAAUAACCGCAAUACCAAAGCUAAGAUACAUACAUACAUACAUACAUACAUAUACACACACAUAUAUAUGUAUGUAUGCAGCUCGAAACUGUCUCAAAACGUAUAUUUAUUAUACUCGUAUGGCUAAAGCUAAAGCUCAAGUCUAAUACACAACAUGUAUGGAUGGAUUUACACACAAAACAAAUUAAGAAGAAACUAUCUGCAUUAUUAAUUUUGUAUUGUUUUUAUUGUAUUUGUAUAAAAGUCACGCCUCUCUGUGAUACCAAACAUUAAGCAUUAAUUUUAUGUUUAGAACAACAAACAAACUACAUUAAUAUACAUGUAAUGCUAAUAACUAAUUACAUUUAACCUAAUGUAGUACUUAUAUACGAGUACUACCUAAAUAUACAUAAAUAUUAAUAUAUAUAUAGAUAUAUAUAUAUAUCUAGUCUGUUAAGUCUACUAAGUGUGCGUGUUUUUUAAAUGUAUGUCUACGGCUAAGCACAUGAUAUUCAAAACAAAUAAGCUAAAUUACAUCUGAAUGUGUAAUUGAAUGUUGAACAAAUUUGGGAGAUAAAUAGCUAAUGUUAAUCGCCCUCUCCUCUCCUCUCCUCUUCUCGUCCCACUCUCCCCCACAAAACAAAACUAAAAACAAACAAACAAACAAAGAAAUGAGCAUGACAAACUAAGCGCAUCUAAUGCUAUGCAACUUAGAACUAAAGUUCAGUAAGUAAACCAAAAUAUGAAAAUGGUAUUAAAAUACAUAUAUAUAUAUAUACAUACUAUAUAUAGAUAAAACUCAACCGAGUGAAGCUUACCAACUGUAAAACGUAAAAUGUAAACUGCAUUUGAAUUCUGUUUCCCACAGCUGAAAGUGCAAGUGUAAAAUGAAAGUAAACACGAAAUACAUACAAACAAAAGAGCAGAAAUUAAAGCAUCAAAUAAAACGCAACCAUAUAAAUGUAA
Molecule: messenger RNA, 3334 nt
Organism: Drosophila innubila
Lineage: Eukaryota; Metazoa; Arthropoda; Insecta; Diptera; Drosophilidae
Gene: 5-HT7
Product: 5-hydroxytryptamine receptor 1
Exons: 1
Coding region: 1-1737 (578 amino acids)
Biological process (GO): adenylate cyclase-activating adrenergic receptor signaling pathway
Cellular component (GO): membrane
Molecular function (GO): G protein-coupled amine receptor activity
Source: RefSeq, a predicted model, not a curated record